AUGUCUGAGCUGCUUGGAAACUUCUCCCUUGAGGACUUGAUGACUUCGACUGCCGAGCAGGGCUCGAGCACCGACAGUCUGCCCGACUUUGACAUGGACAUGGACUUCGACAUUGACUCGCUCGACUUGCCUGCUGACCUCUCCGACAUUCCGACUGGCGGCAUGGACUUGUCUACCCCUUCCCUUGAUCUCUCUGUUUCUGACUUUGACUCCAACUUCAACGCCGACUCUGGCCUCUUUAACUCCCGUCCUAGCUUCAACAGCUUGGAUCUUCCCAACCUGAGCCAGUUCGUCCCUCCGCCCAUGAUACCUCAACAGUUCAUGCCCAUGUACGCUCCCCAAUACCCCUUUGGAUACAUGCCUCCUCCUGGUUACAUGCUCGUUCCUGCUUUCUACUCUCAACAGCCAAUGAUGCCCAUGAUGCAGCCUCCUAUGCAAAUGCCCAUGCAGAACCCCAGCUACCCGUUCACUGCCACUCCUGAUGCACCUGCUGUCCCAAGCUUUGAUCUCGACAGUCCUGAGCCAAUGUCUGAUGUUUCUGUAUCGACUCCUGUUAGAAUGUCUUAUAGAAAUGCCGGCAAGAAGACCACAUAUGAGGACACCCCAACCCCUUCGCCCACUCCUGUCAAGCGUCAAAAGAAUAUGCUUGCCGUUGCCAAUCGUUCUGUCACUGUAAGACGCGCUGAAGCAAAAAAGGCUGGCAAGAUUCCUAGACCUCUCAACUCGUUUGUCUGCUACCGUGCUGCCUAUGCUAACCGUGUCAAGCAAUGGGCCUCCAAAGAGAGCCACCAGGACCUCUCGAUUAUUCUUGGCCAGAGUUGGAAGAUUGAGCCUAAAAACGUUAAGGAUUUCUAUAUCAACUGCGCUGAGCUCGACAGGGCCAAUCACAACGAUGCUUUCCCUGACUACAGGUUCCACCCUGGUAAACCUGGUAAGUCCGGUGCAUCCAAGAAGUCUGCCUGCUCUGUCCGCACUGCGUCUCCUGGAAGUGAUGAUGAGCCCACACCUAGACCCAAAAAGACAAAGCAGCUCACUCCUCUUCUUCCUGCAAGUGAUGAGGAUGAUGAGAUGACUUCCUUGUUUGGCGACAGUCCCGCUCCUACUCCCUCCAAGUACAAUUUCCGUCGUAGACUUACGUAA
This is a messenger RNA of Aureobasidium vineae, 1140 nucleotides long. The record is from the annotation of a GenBank genome assembly. Lineage: Eukaryota; Fungi; Ascomycota; Dothideomycetes; Dothideales; Saccotheciaceae.